Messenger RNA from Oxyura jamaicensis (ruddy duck), 710 nucleotides. It is a transcript of the gene DPM2, whose product is annotated as dolichyl-phosphate mannosyltransferase subunit 2, regulatory. The record is from RefSeq and is a predicted model, not a curated record. The transcript is spliced from 4 exons. Gene Ontology annotation, biological process: GPI anchor biosynthetic process. Bases 49 to 303 code for a protein of 84 amino acids. Gene Ontology annotation, molecular function: enzyme regulator activity. Lineage: Eukaryota; Metazoa; Chordata; Aves; Anseriformes; Anatidae. Gene Ontology annotation, cellular component: dolichol-phosphate-mannose synthase complex; endoplasmic reticulum membrane.
CGGAGCAGCAACCCGGAAGGACGGGGCGGGCAGGGGGUGCCCGUCGCUAUGGCCACAGCGACGGACCGCGCGGUGGGCUUUGGCCUGGUCGCCUUCAGCCUGGUGCUGUUCGCCUACUACACGCUGUGGAUCGUGGUGCUGCCCUUCAUCGACAGCGCCCACGCCAUCCACCGCUUCUUCCUGCCCAGGGAGUACGCCGUGAUCAUCCCCGUGGUGGCCGGGCUGCUGCUGCUGCUAUUUAUAGGCGUUUUUAUAAUGGUGGUGACGUGGAAGGGCAGGAAGCCUGCCAAGAAAUCGGAGUGAAGGCCGGCCCGGAGCUGAGGAGGAGGCCCCCGCCCUGCAGCGCCCCGGCCAGGACGAGGCUGCAGCACUGCGCGGCCGCCUCCUCGCAGCUCGCUCGCAGCCGCGGCGCCGAGCUGGCUGCUCUCCCUCCCCACAUUCCUUCCUGAGAAGCAGCAGCCUCGUGGAGUUUACGACUUACUGACCAAAAGGGAGCAAAGCUGACCGACGGGACUCGCCAGGAGAGGGCCCAGAGCUCCGGCUCUGAGCGAGCAGCUCCCCGGCUGGGGCUAGGGGCAGCCCCUGUGCUUUGGCCAUGCUGUGUGGGGGCUGCCGGGGCGCAGCCAGACCCCUCAGGUGCUUGGUAGUCCUUCCUCUCCGCUCCUGCUGCGUCCACUAGUUUGUUCCCUGUUUGUGUUUUUCUAACUUCA